AUGGAUUUUAUGGGGCGAGGCAGCAAGGAUGGUUCUACCCCCUAUCUCUCAGAAGCUCUAGUAGUGAGUCUAGGACAGUGGAGCAGUGUGGGAAUGAAAGGUCAGGGCUCACCUUCCCUGGAAACACUGUUUCCAGAACAAGGCGGGAAUGAGUAUGAAACUGCUGUGUCGUCAUUCAUCACAAAGGUCUACUGGUCACUUCUGGCUGGAACUGUCUACCUUGAUCAUGCAGGAGCCACCUUGUUCCCCAAGAGACAGCUAACAAACUUCACUAAGGAUCUCAUGGAAAAUGUCUAUGGUAACCCUCACAGCCAGAACAUCACCAGCAGGCUCACCCAUGACACUGUGGAGCAGGUCCGCUACAGGAUCCUGGCUCACUUUCACACCAAUCCAGAGGACUACAGCGUGAUCUUCACAGCUGGGAGUACAGCUGCUCUCAGGCUGGUGGCAGAGGCAUUUCCGUGGGUGUCCCGGACCCCAGAGAACAGUGGGAGUCACUUCUGUUACCUCACUGAUAACCACACCUCUGUGGUGGGAAUGAGGAAGGUGGCUUCAUCCAUGGAUGUCACAUCCACCCCAGUCAAGCCGGAGGACAUGUGGUCAGCAGAGGAAAGGGGUGCUGGAGCCUGUGACCCUGACUGUCAGCUGCCACACCUCUUCUGUUACCCAGCUCAGAGUAACUUUUCAGGCACCAGAUACCCACUGUCAUGGAUAGAGGAGGUCAAAUGUGGGCGGAGGAGCCCUGUGAGUGUGCCUGGGAGGUGGUUUGUGCUGCUGGAUGCGGCCUCCUAUUUCCGCACAUCUCCCUUGGACCUGUCAGCUCACCAGCCUGACUUUGUCCCCAUCUCCUUCUAUAAGAUCUUUGGGCUUCCCACAGGCCUGGGUGCUCUGCUAGCUACUUCGGAGGAGGGACUGCAGCUGCCUACCUUGCAGGAGAAGACUUUUACAUCCCUCGGACAUCGGUGGCAGAAAGAAAAACUGUACAACUCCAGUGGCCGAGAUCUAAGAAGAGCCCUUUUCUCGCUGAAGCAGAUAUUUCAGGAUGACAAGGAUUUGGUACACGAAUUUGUCAUGGCUGAAGGUCUGACGUGUUUGAUCAAGGUGGGAGCUGAGGCGGACCAGAACUAUCAGAACUACAUCCUGAGGGCACUGGGGCAGAUUAUGUUGUAUGUGGAUGGGAUGAAUGGAGUCAUUAACCACAGUGAGACCAUCCAAUGGCUUUACACUCUUGUUGGGUCAAAGUUCCGCCUGGUGGUGAAGACAGCCCUGAAGCUUCUGCUCGUCUUCGUGGAGUACUCUGAGUCCAAUGCACCACUCCUCAUUCAGGCUGUUUCUGCUGUCGACACCAAAAGAGGCAUCAAACCCUGGUCCAAUAUCAUGGAAAUUCUGGAAGAAAAAGAUGGAGUUGACACAGAGCUGUUGGUUUAUGCAAUGACCCUAGUAAACAAGACAUUGGCAGGGCUGCCAGAUCAAGACACCUUCUAUGACGUGGUAGACUGCUUGGAGGAGCUGGGCAUCGCCGCUGUGUCCCAGAGGCACCUGAACAAGAAAGGGACAGAUCUGGACCUGCUGGAGCAGUUUAAUACCUAUGAGGUGGCACUCAGGCAUGAGGAUGGGGAUGAGACAGCCGAGCCACCCCCAAGUGGGCACCGGGACCGGAGGAGGGCCAGCAUGUGUUCUGGUGGCAGUGUGGGCGAGCACCAGGGCCUUGACCGAAGAAGGAGCCGUAGACACUCGAUCCAGAAUAUCAAGAGCCCGCUGUCAGCUCCCACCAGCCCCUGCUCCCAGUCCAUCCCUGCCUUCAAGCCCAGCCAAGUUCGAGAUCUCUGUGAAAAGGAUGAGGAGGAGGAGGAAGAAGAACAGCCAAUCACGGAGCCCAAUUCAGAGGAGGAGAGAGAGGACGAUGCCCAGUGUCAGGGCAAGGACAGCGAGGCCAGCUCUGCCUCCAGACACAGUUCUCCUGGGAAGGAUGCUGCCACAGAGGGUUCUGCACCCACCACCACCUCACAGGGAAGGUGGCCUCCAGCCAGCACAGCAGCAUGAGCCUCUAGUGGGACCACUGGGUCUGAGGCCAGCCGGCCUGCCCUCUUGUCACCUCCCAGCCCUGGCUUGGCUCCUCGGCCCUCUACUGCACCAAAGGUGUCUCCAACCAUAGACAAGUUGCCCUACGUGCCCCACAGCCCCUUCCACCUCUUCUCCUAUGACUUUGAAGAUUCACCCCUCCUCACCAAGGACAAGGGAGGAGACGCUCAGACAGAAAACAGAUACAGCAACUUCAGCAACAACUCUUUUCACUCCUCUGGACCCUCAUCUGGACCUAGUGUGUCCCCAUCAUCCGUGUCAUCCUUCUCAUCCCCACAAGAGGCCAGGUCAUCGCCAAGUGGUCUUCUCACCUCCUCCUUUAGGCAGCACCAAGAGUCACUGGCAGCAGAGAGAGAACGGAGGCGACAAGAGAGAGAAGAAAGGCUGCAGAGGAUAGAGCGGGAAGAAAGAAACAAAUUCAACCGAGAAUAUCUAGACAAAAGAGAGGAACAAAGACAAGCAAGAGAAGAAAGAUACAAAUACUUGGAGCAGUUGGCAGCCGAGACGCACGAGAAAGAGCAGAGAAGCCGGAGCGUGAGUCGGGGCAGAGCUGACCUCUCCUUGGACCUGAGUUUGCCAGCAGUCCCUGCCUCAUCUUCCCCGUCAAGCCAGAGUCCUUCAUCUGCCGACUCGCAAGAGGCUCUUACAGUGCCCUCCUCCCCACCCACUCUUCAGUACCCCCAAGUAAGCAGUAAGGAUCACGGGCCUGAAUUGGAGGCAGAAGCUGAGCAGGGUGCUGAUGAAGCUAGCCAGGACAUAGCCUCUGCCCACCGGGGAGCAGAGAGCCGAGAAGAGCCAGUGCUGGAGCUGGAGCCUGAAGAAAGAGCCUCGCUGAGUGAAAAAGAGAGGCAAAACGAGGAGGUGAAUGAGAGGGACAACUGCUCUGCCUCCAGCAUCUCAUCCUCCAGCAGCACCUUGGAGAGGGAAGAGAAGGAAGGCAAGCUGUCUGAGGACAGAACGACAGGUUUAUGGUCCACCAGUCUUCAGGAUGUGGGUGUGAAUGGACAGUGUGGUGACAUCCUUACCAGCAAAAGGUUCAUGCUGGAUAUGCUGUAUGCCCAUAACAGAAAGUCCACAGAUGAUGAGGAGAAGGGUGAUGGCGAACCAGGGAGGGAGGUGGAGCCAGUGGCCAGUCUUGCCACCAGGAUAUCCACUUUGCAGGCCAACUCCCAGGCCCCGGAAGAGAGCAUCAAGAGAGUGGACAUUGGCUGUCUGGACAGCCAGGGCUGUGUAAAGGCAUUUGCUGAGAAAUUCAACAGUGGAGACCUGGGGAGAGUUAUCACCAAGAAAACAGCUGCAGAUGGUAAAAGGCAGGAGAUCAUUGUUCUGGAUUCCAAGAGGAGCAAUGCUAUCAACAUUGGCCUGACGGUGCCUCCAAGGACGAUCAAGAUAGCCAUUUUGAACUUUGAUGAGUAUGCCUUAAACAAAGAAGGGAUUGAGAAAAUUCUGACCAUGAUUCCAACUGAAGAGGAGAAGCAGAAAAUCCAGGAAGCUCAGCUGGCCAACCCUGACGUGCCCCUGGGCAGUGCUGAGCAGUUCCUCCUCACACUGUCCUCCAUCAGCGAGCUUUCAGCCCUCCACCUCUGGGCAUUCAAAAUGGAUUAUGAGACCACAGAAAAGGAAGUGGCCGAACCACUUUUGGACCUGAAGGAAGGAAUAGACCAGUUGGAGAACAAUAAGACUCUGGGCUUCAUCCUGUCCACUCUCCUCGCCAUUGGGAACUUUUUAAAUGGAACUAAUGCCAAAGCGUUUGAGUUAAGCUACCUCGAGAAAGUUCCAGAAGUCAAAGAUACAGUGCACAAGCAGUCACUUCUCCAUCACGUGUGCACCAUGGUAGUGGAAAACUUUCCAGACCUGUACUCAGAGAUCGGGGCCAUCACCAGGUCAGCCAAGGUUGACUUUGAUCAACUUCAGGAUAAUUUAUGUCAGAUGGAGAGAAGAUGCAAAGCUUCAUGGGAUCACCUUAAGGCAAUUGCAAAACAUGAAAUGAAACCAGUUCUAAAGCAGCGGAUGUCAGAGUUCCUGAAAGACUGUGCUGAACGAAUUAUAAUUUUAAAGAUUGUCCACCGGAGGAUAAUUAACAGAUUUCACUCCUUUUUGCUCUUCAUGGGCCAUCCCCCUUAUGCAAUUCGAGAGGUGAACAUCAACAAGUUCUGCAGGAUCAUCAGUGAAUUUGCACUAGAGUAUCGCACAACCAGGGAAAGGGUUCUGCAGCAGAAACAGAAGCGGGCCAACCACAGAGAGAGAAACAAGACAAGAGGGAAGAUGAUCACUGAUUCUGGCAAGUUCUCUGGCAGUUCUCCUGCAACACCAAGCCAGCCACAGGGUCUGAGCUAUGCUGAGGAUGCAGCUGAGCAUGAGAACAUGAAGGCUGUCUUGAAAACAUCAUCUACUGCUGUGGAGGACGCAACCCCUGUGCUUGGUGUCCGAACUCGCAGCCGGGCAAGCCGAGGAUCCACUAGCUCAUGGAACAUGGGAACCGAUGAGUCACCUAAUGUCACUGAUGAUGCAGCUGAUGAGAUCAUGGACCGUAUUGUCAAAUCGGCCACCCAAGUGCCCAGUCAGCGAGUGGUGCCACGGGAGAGAAAGCGUUCCAGGGCCAACCGCAAAUCUUUACGAAGAACCUUGAAGAGUGGCCUGACUCCAGAAGAAGCCAGAGCCCUGGGCCUGGUUGGCACGUCUGAACUGCAGCUGUGACUUUUUUAGGCCCUCAGAAGUGUGCUGAGCAGAGACUCAGGCUAGCCCCACCCCUUUCAGCAGGGGUAGGGAGACUUGGCUUAAACAUCUGAUGGUUGAGAACUGAGAGCUCAUUUCUGGGUGUUACACUGCUUGUGUCGCUGCUGUACAUUGACAUAGAUCCCCAGGAUCUUCUGCAUGUACUUUGUUUAUCAAGUCAGCUGUGUGUUUUUUGUUUCCUUGAUACCUGGUUUAUUAGUUCCAAGUGUGACACCUUUUCUAGGAAGCAACAACCCUUGUAAGGAACAAAUCACUCCUGUCACAGUUGUGAUGAUAACACGAGGCAAUGUGAUUAGACUCAGAAACAGAGUCUCCUCAACAACAAAAUGUCCAGAUAUAAAUGCCAAUGUUGUACACAAAAGCAAGCACAGAUUGUCUACCAGUUGUGGAUUUUAGAUGUACUAAAUGUUUAUAUAAACUCAUAAUGUACACCAUGUUUCAACUACUAAAUAAACAGAGUUUAAUGCCA
Messenger RNA from Cricetulus griseus (Chinese hamster), 5287 nucleotides. The record is from RefSeq and is a predicted model, not a curated record. NCBI's taxonomy places the organism in Eukaryota, Metazoa, Chordata, Mammalia, Rodentia, Cricetidae.